This is a messenger RNA of Zingiber officinale, 810 nucleotides long. RefSeq lists its product as uncharacterized. Lineage: Eukaryota; Viridiplantae; Streptophyta; Magnoliopsida; Zingiberales; Zingiberaceae. The coding region runs from base 1 to 810 and encodes 269 amino acids. The transcript is spliced from 4 exons. The record is from RefSeq and is a predicted model, not a curated record.
AUGGAGUUCCUCAAGAUAAGAAGCUUUCGAGGCAUCGGUAAGUUUAAAGUGAAGAAAGACUCGAAUCAGGAUCGGGAUCUGAUGAAUCUAGACCUGGAAAAGCCAAAUGACGAGGUAUUGGGCACAAUGCCGAAAGCGGAUGCUUCUGAUCAUGUUGUGAAGGCGGUAGAGGAUGAAGAUGAUGAUGAUUUCGUCACCAAUGAGGUGAAGCGGCGUCUGAAGGAGCUGAGGAAGAACAGCUUCAUGGUGCUCAUACCUGAAGAAGGAUAUCCAGAAGAGGAAGAGGGGAGAGGGAGCAGCUCGAGCGGGUGGAGGGAGUCGGAAGAGGGUGGUGAUGCUCCAUGGUGCACGUUUAAUGCAAUUUAUGCUAAGUACACGGAGCGGAUGACGUUCUUUGACAAGCUGAUGGUCAAGAGUCUCAAAGAAGCUGGAUCGUUGGGUGCUUCAAAACAUUCACAAAGCUCUUUGUCAAAGAAGUUGUAUAUGAACCUGCUUAACCUCCCUAUCAAGGCACAAAAUGGACAUUGUGAUGGCAAUGAAAUUCUUAGAAGUCAGCAGGAAGAUAGCCCUUGUGAGAAUCUUGAAGCUGCUUAUGUUUCACAAGUUUGUUUAAGUUGGGAGAUUCUCCAUAAUCAUUUUCAUUUGUUGGGUUUUAAUCAGGUUGUUGAAGUACCAAAUGUCAGCUCGGAUGAUAUUGGUGGGCUGGAAAAUGUCAAGAGGGAACUGCAAGAGAACAUGUCUUUGUCUCCUCAUGCUGGUCAUGGGAUUCCUACACAGUCCUUUGAGGAAAAUCAAGGGGGCAGAAAUUAA